This is a messenger RNA of Prinia subflava (tawny-flanked prinia), 3748 nucleotides long. It is a transcript of the gene MLLT11, whose product is annotated as MLLT11 transcription factor 7 cofactor. NCBI's taxonomy places the organism in Eukaryota, Metazoa, Chordata, Aves, Passeriformes, Cisticolidae. Gene Ontology annotation, biological process: positive regulation of release of cytochrome c from mitochondria; apoptotic signaling pathway; positive regulation of mitochondrial depolarization. Bases 2099 to 2359 code for a protein of 86 amino acids. Gene Ontology annotation, cellular component: nucleoplasm; cytosol. The record is from RefSeq and is a predicted model, not a curated record. The transcript has 2 exons.
CUCUGCAGUCCCGGUAGGAACGGGCGGCCCGGGAUCUCUCCAGUCCCAGUAGGAACGGGGAGCCCCGGGGUCCCAUAAGGACUGGGGGUUCUGGAGGUCCUGUUAAGGCUGGGGGUCCCCAGCUUGGGGUUUCCAGGAGCACUGGGGGAAUCUCAGGGGACCGGGUAGGGCUGGGGGUCCCCAGCAGGUCCCAGUUAUGCCCCCAUUUGCCCCCGAGCCUUAUGCCCGCUUUUUCCGUGGACACAACGGGGCCCGUGGGGCACCCAAAGGCCCGUGGGAACCCCCAGAGCGCCCUGCAGCCGGGGUUGAGGGGUUUCACCACUUCCAGCUCCGUGCCCUUCCGCUUGCACAACAUCUGCUGGGCUGUGGCCACCUCCACGCUCCUGCCACAGCAGCUGACACAACCCCGUGGCUCCAGCCGCUGGCCAAACUGGACUGUGACCUCUGGGGUGUCCCCUCCUGCAGGUCCCCAACCCACCUGGAGGGUCCCACACAGGAGACAGCCCCGUGUGAGCCCCCAAAUCCCAACCAUCCCACUGCUCCCACUCUAGAAACCCUGAACAAGGCAGCACUGUCCCCACUCGGGCGGGUCUCUGUCCCACGCCUGUCCCCAGCCAUCGGGUGGCCCUGGCUGAUAAUACCCCAAGUGUUUGUGACCUCGUUCCAGCUGGAGAGCCCUUUUUUUCUUUUUUUUUUUUUUUUUGUGUUUGUGCUGCCAGAGGACAUUGUCCCCCUUGCAGCCCUCCCAAAACCCAGAGCAGUGCCCUCAUUGCUGCGUCCCCUUGGGGGCUCAGCCCCUGGUCCCUUCUCAGAGAGGGACAUCUUUGGGCUGUCACGUGUGAGCAGGUGACAGAGACCCCAAAGAGCACAGAGACGGGAGACCCCCAGCUUCCUGUGGAGCUGCUCAGCCAAACUGCCCCCCAUGGCCCCGAAAAACAGAGCAGCUCAACCCCUUGGAGGGAUCAGCAUCCUCCAAAGGGCUCCCAGCUGGAAUUUUCCCUGUGCCGAGUGCUGGAGGGGCCGAGCUGAGACCCAGGGUCUAUUUUGGAGCAGGAACACGGGAUCCUCUUUGCCCAUGACAGUGCUGGAGGAGGAGGAGGAGGAGGAAGAGGAGGAGGCAGAAAUAGUCUAGAAAUAGGCCGAAAGCCAAGCACUGGCAGAACUGCUUGGCACCAUCAGAAAUGAGCUGAACGCAGAGAACAGGGAGGGAAAGGGAGGAAAAUAAAGAACCCCUAAAGCACCAAAAGAAUGUUGAUCCCAGGCAAAGCCCAGGGAGAGGAGGGCAAGGGCUGCCCUCAGCCUCUCAGGUGUAUGGAUCUGGCCUGUGCCCCCCAAAAGGGAUUUGGGGGUCUCAGUGAUGCCGGGGCAGGGGGAUUCCCUGGUUGCAUCGGGGUUUUCUUUGUUGCCCCUCCCCACCUGUCAGCUGUGGGGAAAGGUGGGGUGUGAGGUGCCCCCACCCUGGCUGAAGCCCCCCUCAGCCCUGGCAGUGAUGCCAGUUUGGGGUGUCUCCCUCUAUUUCUCAUUCCAUAUCUGGCUUUGGCCACAAAACUGGGAUAUUUUUGCCUUGUGACCUGAGGACCAAAUACCCUCACUCUCAGAUUAAAAAAAAACAAAAACAAAAACAAAACCACAUUUUUUGGGUUUCUUUGAGCCAAAUUUCCCUGGUUUUGACCUGCACAGUGCAAGUUUUGGGGGUACCACAGCACCCCAUAUCUUCACACGCAGGUAAAAGAAAUAUUUCCCAGCUCCUUGCAGACUGAAAAUGCCCCGUUAUUGCCUCCAGCUCCCAGCACGGAGCUGAAGGCUUCAGCAAUGAACUGGGGCUUGCUGCAGGUUUAAUUUAUCCUCGUCUCGGGGGUCCAGCGCGCAGGAUCCCCCCCGCGCCUCCGCCCCUGCCGUCCUCCCCUCCCCGGCGCGGGUGGGAGCCGCUGACUCAUCUGCCAUCAUCAUCAUCCUCCCCCCACGAGGAAGGGCGAUCCGAGGGGCUGCAUUGCAGACCCAGCCGCGCCAGCAGACAAAAGCGACGCCGCUGCCUCCGCCCGCGGCUCCCCGGCACAAAGAGCCCGGCCGGCAUCGAGCUCACCCGGACAGCCUGAAAAUGCUGGACACCAUCAGCAGCCAGUACGACUCCUUCAUCUACUGGAGGAUGCCGAUCCCGCGGCUGGACGUGGCCGAGCUGGAGGGGCUGGGGCUCGCAGACAUGGCCCUCUACAAGCCCAAGGGAGGGCUGGGCAAGCUCGGGGACCGGGGCAGCCAGGACCUCUCCCAGGAAGAGGACAGUCUGCUGCAGUUCAACAGCUUUAACUUCUGGCGAGCUCCCAUCGCCAGCAUCAGCUCCUUAGAUUUCGAUUUAAUUUGAAGCCCUGCCUGCCUGUCCUCAUCCCCCUGCUCUCUCUCUUUCCGCCAGGCAUGCCAGGAUUUGGUUUUGUUGUCAGUUUGGAGGCUGUUGGGUUGUUUUUUUGUUUGUUUCUGGGCAGUUUUGCCAUUGCUAAUUCACUCAGCAGUUCACCGGGGCCUUGAUGGUGAUGGGCUCCCCGAAAAUCUCCAACCCCUCUCCACCCUCUCCCCUUUUUCCUCCUGGAAUCACAAAUGAGGGGCAAACACGAGGGGAGGGGGCAGAAACAAACCCCCAUCGCCCCUCUCCUUAUCCAGAGGGUUUGGGAGGUGCCACCCCUCAUGUCAGUGCGACCGUGGCUGUCCCCACCCUGUGUGACAAUUUCUCAGCUCAUGUCUCAUGUGCUUUUUUAAGAAAUUCAUUUGUGCAGAUGGGGCAGUGGAGGAGCAAUGGGAAUCGCCCUGGUUUCUCAAAAAUCUGCUUCGUCCCCUGCCCUUCCCCUCGGGAAUGCAAGGUGGAAGAGGCAGGGAUGUGCCCAAGAUAUCAGCACAAACCUUCUUCUUGAGAAAAAUAAUAAUUUGAGCCUUGUGGUAUGAGCCCAAGCUGAAAAAAUUAUGUCCAGGAGGGUAAAUAGACAUGGAAAUGCUCUGACCUUGCUCGGUGGGGUGUUUAUUGCCCCAAAUUUGACUUUUUUCAUCCUUUUUUGAUGCCCCACGUGGUUUAUUCCCAGUGCAGCUCCUGGCUGGGACAGAUGCUGGGCACAUUGUGGGGUCUGGAAGGGUGAUGGGGCUGGAAGAUGGAGAAUUUAGUCUGAUCUUACCCCCAAAUGAAAAUAUUUCAGGUUUUCCACUUAAUCAAACGCUUUGAAAACAACAACGAACAGCGCUGCAUUCGUUCAAGUGGAAGCCUUGAGUUUUCUCCGGGGAGAUUUUCACCUGCUGAGGUUUAUUUCUGGGCAUCAUCUCAAAAUGGGGGGGAAAAACCCAACCUGGAAUAAUUUUUGGCUUUUAAACAGGCUUUUUUCCCUCCCCAAGAUUGUUUUCUGGGAUUGGUUUGUGUUCUUGAAUGUGCUUUUUUUGGGUUUGGUUGGGAUGAAGUGAUGUGGAGCAUCCCAAAAUCAUCCUGAGAGUUGGGGGGAUGUGGCUGGGAGCAGGCUGAGGCAGCACUUAAAAAGUGCCAGAAAUAGGCAACAAUCGGAAAAAAAUCUGCAUUCUACUGUGAAAAUUGGAUGCAGCUCUCCUGUAAUCUCCAGAAAUAAUCAAGUGUGCUGAUUUUGAACUAUCUGUGUAAAACCAGAGGUGAAAAAUGUAAACUCUCCUCUGCAGAGCUGUUUGCCUUCUGUGUUCCCAGCUAGGAAAACCUGCAGGAGAAGUAUUUAUUAUGAAACUUUAAAUAAAAUCAGUUUAAAACAUA